This is a messenger RNA of Trichoplusia ni (cabbage looper), 473 nucleotides long. RefSeq names its product 60S ribosomal protein L34-like (gene RpL34). The transcript has 3 exons. Gene Ontology annotation, biological process: translation. Gene Ontology annotation, molecular function: structural constituent of ribosome. Gene Ontology annotation, cellular component: ribosome. The coding region runs from base 74 to 442 and encodes 122 amino acids. The record is from RefSeq and is a predicted model, not a curated record. Lineage: Eukaryota; Metazoa; Arthropoda; Insecta; Lepidoptera; Noctuidae.
GUACCAAUUUAAAUGUUGCCAUAAACACCGGUUGUUUUUCUUUUCCUAUCAACAGCUGUCAAAAAGCUUUGAAAUGGUGCAGCGGCUUACGUUUAGGCGACGUUUGUCGUACAAUACUAAAUCUAACCAAAGGAGAAUAGUAAGAACUCCUGGCGGCCGUCUGGUCUAUCAAUAUGUGAAGAAGCCUAAGAAGAUCCCGAGGUGUGGUCAGUGCAAGAGCAAACUGCGCGGUAUCCAGCCCGCCAGGCCCGCCGAGCGUUCCCGCCUCUGCUACCGCAAGAAGACCGUGAAGCGCGUGUAUGGAGGUGUCCUCUGCCACAAGUGUGUCAAGCAGCGCAUCGUCAGAGCUUUCCUCAUUGAGGAGCAGAAGAUCGUCAAGGUCCUCAAGGCGCAACAGGCGAGCGUAAAGAGCGGUGGCGGCGGCAAGAAAGCGACUAAGUAAAUGUUAGGCUAAAAAUAUAAAGGAAAAAUCA